AUGUUGAGUUUAUUAUACUUUAUUUCAAUUCUCGCGACAACUGUGUUUGCAUUCGAUCCAACAAGCAACUCCAAUGUAGCUGUGUAUUGGGGCCAAAAUUCCGGCGGGAAUCAACAACGAUUGUCCUACUAUUGUGAUUCCGAUGCGGUUGAUAUUGUCAUUUUAUCAUUUAUGCAUGUGUUUCCCAACCCUGUUCAAUUGAAUUUCGCCAAUGCUUGUGAAGGUACUUAUACCGCCAAUGGUAUUUUGAAAUGUGAUAAUAUUGCUGCUGAUAUUCAAUCUUGUCAAGCCAAGGGGAAAAUCGUCUUGCUUUCCUUGGGUGGUGCUUCUGGUGCUUAUGGUUUUACUUCUGAUGAUCAAGCUAAAGAAUUUGCACAUACAGCAUGGGAUUUGUUUGGUAACUCCGACACUUUAUCAGCAUCGGAAAGACCAUUUGGCAGUGCCAUUCUUGAUGGGUUUGAUUUUGAUAUUGAAAAUCAUAUCAAUACUGGUUAUGCUGCCAUGGCUAAUGAGUUGAGAGAAAUUUUUGCAACUGAUUCAUCCAAGAGGUAUUAUCUUGGUGCUGCUCCUCAAUGUCCUUAUCCUGAUGCAUCUGUUGGUAACUUGUUACAAGAAAGUGUUAUUGAUUUCGUUUUUAUUCAAUUUUACAACAAUUAUUGUAAUUUAGGAACAAGUUGGUUCAAUUGGGACACUUGGUUGGAUUAUGCUGAAAAUACUAGCCCUAAUUCAAAUGUGAAAUUAUUCGUUGGGGUUCCGGGAUCAAUUAGAGCUGCUGGUUCAGGUUAUAACCCACCAGAAUUGAUUGAGGAUUAUUUGACUAGUGAUAUCUUGUCAAGUCAAUAUUUUGGAGGCAUUUCAAUGUGGGAUGUUUCGGCAGCUUGGGAUAACACUGAUUCAAAUGGUAACUUUGUUGAAAACAUGAAACGAUUAGUUGGAAGUGAUUUCCAAGCAGCUGCAGUUUCAUCGUCAGAUAGUACGACUACAACCACAACAACCACGGUUACCACCACUUCAACGACAUACACUAGCGGCACCACAACCACAACCACAACCUCAACCACAAGUUCACCUAGUUCACCUAGUUCACCUAGUUCAUCCAGUUCAUCUAGUUCAUCCAGUUCGUCUAACUCACCAAGCUCAUCCAGUUCAUCUAGUUCAUCCAGUUCAUCUAACUCACCAAGCUCAUCCAGUUCAUCCAGUUCAUCCAGCUCAGCUGGUUCGUCCUCACAACUUAUUUCUUCCAUACACAAUGCUGAUCUCACACCCACCGAUUCCACGACAUCAAUCUCUUUACAGUCUGACACCAAUACCCAAGAAGGUUCAAUCUUAGAAACUUCAACUGAUACCCAACAAAGCACAACGCUUGGUCAAUCUUCAUCAUCAUUAGCAACACAGACAUCUCCUUCCUCAUCAACCACACAAGAUGCCACAACUACAUCCAAUUUGUUCACUUCGUUUGUUUUUGCACCUACUACAAUGACCACCGUUGCUACUUUUUACAAUAUCAUCACCACGAGAACUAAUCUUCAAACGAUAUAUGGCCCUCCACCAACUACUGCAAUUUAG
Messenger RNA from Lodderomyces orthopsilosis Co 90-125, 1566 nucleotides. It is a transcript of the gene CHT3, whose product is annotated as Cht3p. Gene Ontology annotation, cellular component: extracellular region. Gene Ontology annotation, biological process: carbohydrate metabolic process. Gene Ontology annotation, molecular function: chitinase activity. The record is from RefSeq and is a predicted model, not a curated record. The transcript has a single exon. Bases 1 to 1566 code for a protein of 521 amino acids. Lineage: Eukaryota; Fungi; Ascomycota; Pichiomycetes; Serinales; Debaryomycetaceae.